Myxocyprinus asiaticus (Chinese sucker) is the source of this 8546-nucleotide messenger RNA. Its product is annotated as chromodomain-helicase-DNA-binding protein 3-like. The record is from RefSeq and is a predicted model, not a curated record. Gene Ontology annotation, molecular function: histone binding; ATP binding; ATP hydrolysis activity. The coding region runs from base 181 to 6399 and encodes 2072 amino acids. The transcript is spliced from 40 exons. Lineage: Eukaryota; Metazoa; Chordata; Actinopteri; Cypriniformes; Catostomidae. Gene Ontology annotation, cellular component: chromatin; NuRD complex; nucleus. Gene Ontology annotation, biological process: negative regulation of transcription by RNA polymerase II; chromatin remodeling.
GUUUGAGGUUGUUAAAAAAUAAAUAUAAGGGCGGCCAUCUUUGUUUCUCUGCCUUGUAGUGUAAAAUAUUCCAAAACGCCCCCCCACUUUUGUGUGUCGAUUUGAAUAUUAAAUAAAUAUCAUAAUUCAGGAGGAAUACACUUUUAGAUCUCGCGGAACGGGGUUGGUGACGGGAAUAUCAUGUCCUCUCUUCUCCGUUCUUGUGAGGAAGAUGAGGGCACGGCGGUUAAUUCCGAGGGAGGAGAUUUUGAUGAAGAAGAAGACGACGGAGACCUGGACGAGAACGCAAGCGACAUAAACUCGCCGGCGGCGCCUAGAGAAACUGCAGCAAGAGCCGCGCCAGAUGAUGGACACAAUGUCGGCAAGAUAUCGGACAGAGACAGCCUGGGGAAAAAGAAACGAGGCCCAAAGAAAAAGAAAGAGACAAAGAAAAAAGACAAAGACAAGGAGGGGAAGAUGUCCAAAGCACGCAAGCGCAAAAAAUUAGACAGUGACAUAGAGAGAGACUCAGACUAUGGCGUGAACUCUGACAGUGCUGCCAGUGAUUAUGGAGGAGAGAAGAAAAAGAAGAAAAAACACAAGGACAAAAAAGAAAAGAAAACCAAAAAAAAGAAGAAAGAUGAUGAAGACAGCACACACAAGGAGACCACAAAGUCUCUAUUCCAGCCAGUAGAGUUGAAGACUUCGGCCCAGCUGGCUAAAGACUGGGGUUUAGAGGAUGUUGAUCACACCUUCACCGAGGAGGAUUACCGCACACUAACCAACUACAAAGCCUUCAGCCAGUUCAUGAGACCCAUGAUUGCUAAGAAGAAUCCUAAAAUACCCAUGUCUAAGAUGAUGACCAUUCUGGGAGCUAAAUGGCGGGAGUUCAGCUCUAAUAAUCCGUUCAAAGGUUCGGCAGCAGCAGUUGCUGCUGCUGCUGCUGCCGCCGCGGCUGCCGUUGCUGAGCAGGUCUCUGCUGCAACAGCAUCCCCUGAACCUCCUCCUCAGCCACCACCGCUUCGCAAGGCCAAAACCAAAGAGGGGAAAGGGCCUGGCUACAAGAAACGCAGUAAGAGUCCUCGUGUCUCAGACAAGAAGAAGCCGAAACCCAAGAAAAUGGCUCCACUUCGCAUCAAACUGGGAGCACUUGGUAGCAAGAGAAAGAAGAGCAGCUCGAGUGAAGAGGCAGAAGAAGACGACUCUGAGCAGGAAAACUCCAGUGUUCACAGUUCCUCAGUGCGUUCCGACAGCUCAGGACGUGUCAAGAAGAACAAGAGGGGUCGCCCGGCGAAGAAGAAGAAAAAAGUGCUGGCCGAUGAGGAUGGUGAUGGCUAUGAGACAGACCAUCAGGACUACUGCGAGGUGUGUCAGCAGGGAGGGGAGAUCAUUCUGUGUGAUACAUGUCCUCGAGCGUACCACCUGGUAUGCCUGGAGCCUGAGCUGGAGAAAGCCCCUGAGGGCAAGUGGAGCUGCCCUCACUGUGAGAAGGAAGGGAUCCAAUGGGAAGCAAAGGAAGAAGACUUUGAGGACUUUGAAGAGGAGUGUGACGAUGUCCGGGAUGUGGAAUCGGGGCUGGGUGGAGAGGAAGAGGAGGAUGAUCACAUAGAGUUUUGUCGUGUGUGUAAAGAUGGAGGAGAGCUGCUGUGCUGUGACUCCUGCCCGUCAUCCUAUCACAUUCACUGCCUAAACCCCCCACUACCCGAGAUCCCCAAUGGAGAGUGGCUGUGUCCACGCUGCACUUGUCCACCGAUCAAAGGACGAGUGCAGAAGAUUCUGCACUGGAGAUGGGGUGAACCCCCACCACCAGUACCUGUCCCUCCACCCCCAGAUGCGCCCCCUGAUGCCCCACCCCCUCCACCCAUGAAGGGCCGUCCAGAGAGGGAGUUCUUUGUAAAGCUGGCGGGACAGUCUUACUGGCACUGCACCUGGAUUACAGAGCUACAGCUGGAGAUCUUCCACUCUGUGAUGUUCCGGAACUAUCAGAGGAAAACAGACAUGGAUGAGCCGCCCAGUCUGGACUAUGGCUCUGGGGGAGAGGAGGAUUCUGGGAAGAGUGAGAAGCGGAGGGCCAAAGACCCUCAAUAUGCCAUCUUGGAGGAGAAGUACUAUCGCUAUGGCAUCAAGCCAGAGUGGAUGGUGGUGCACAGGAUAAUCAACCACAGCGUGGAUAAAAAGGGGAACUACCACUACCUGGUUAAAUGGCGAGAUCUGACCUAUGACCAGUGCACUUGGGAGAGGGACGAUCUGGACAUCCCAGAGUUUGCAGUGCACAAAGCUGCCUACUGGAGACACAGGGAGGAAGUGAUGAAGGAAGACCCAGAGAAGCCGAGGAAGAUGAGGAGGAGAGAGGAGAAUGAUGAAGCUCUAGGCACCCCUGUUAAUGAUCCCACAAUCAAGUAUGAGGAGCAGCCGGACUUUGUAACAGAGACUGGAGGGACGCUGCACCUCUACCAGCUUGAAGGGUUGAACUGGCUACGGUUCUCCUGGGCUCAGGGAACUGACACCAUCCUGGCUGAUGAAAUGGGCUUGGGCAAGACCAUCCAGACCAUCGUCUUCCUCUACUCACUGUUUAAAGAGGGUCACACUAAAGGGCCAUUCCUAGUGAGCGCACCACUCUCCACGAUCAUUAACUGGGAGAGAGAGUUUGAGAUGUGGGCCCCUGACUUCUACGUCGUCACCUACACCGGAGACAAGGACAGCCGCAGCAUCAUCCUUGAGAAUGAGUUCUCGUUCGAUGACACAGCGGUAAAGGGAGGAAAGAAGGCCUUCAAAUUACGGAGAGAAGCUCCCAUUAAAUUCCAUGUGUUGCUGACAUCCUAUGAGCUGGUGACCAUAGACCAGAUCGUUCUUAAGUCCAUCGAAUGGGCCUGUCUGGUGGUGGAUGAAGCCCACCGCCUCAAAAACAACCAGUCUAAGUUCUUCAGGAGACUUAAUGACUACAAGAUUGACCAUAAGCUGCUGCUAACAGGAACUCCACUGCAGAACAACCUGGAGGAACUUUUCCAUCUGCUCAACUUCCUGACACCCAACCGCUUCAAUAAUUUAGAGGGUUUUCUAGAGGAGUUUGCAGAUAUCUCCAAAGAGGACCAGAUCAAGAAGCUGCAUGACUUGCUUGGGCCGCACAUGCUCCGGAGACUCAAAGCUGACGUGUUUAAGAACAUGCCGGCCAAAACUGAGCUGAUUGUCCGAGUGGAGCUCAGCCCCAUGCAGAAAAAAUACUACAAGUUCAUUCUGACUCGUAACUUUGAGGCACUGAAUUCAAAGGGAGGAGGAAACCAGGUGUCUUUGCUCAACAUAAUGAUGGACCUGAAAAAGUGCUGCAACCACCCCUACCUCUUCCCUGUCGCUUCUGCCGAAGCUCCUAAAACACCAAGCGGAGCUUAUGAAGGUGUAGGUCUCACCAAGGCCUCUGGGAAACUCAUGCUGCUGCAGAAGAUGCUCAGAAAGCUGAAAGAACAAGGCCACAGAGUGCUGGUGUUCUCUCAGAUGACCAAGAUGCUGGAUUUGCUGGAGGAUUUCCUGGAUUAUGAGGGUUAUAAAUAUGAGCGAAUUGAUGGAGGCAUCACUGGAGCUCUCCGACAGGAAGCCAUUGACAGAUUCAAUGCUCCUGGAGCGUGUCAGUUUUGUUUUCUUCUUUCUACACGAGCGGGUGGCCUGGGCAUCAACUUGGCCACUGCAGACACAGUCAUCAUCUUUGACUCUGACUGGAAUCCUCACAAUGACAUUCAGGCCUUUAGCCGAGCUCACCGCAUUGGUCAGGCUAACAAGGUGAUGAUCUAUCGUUUUGUGACUCGGGCCUCUGUCGAGGAACGGAUCACUCAGGUGGCCAAAAGGAAGAUGAUGCUCACACAUCUGGUGGUGCGACCUGGUCUGGGUUCAAAAGCUGGAUCCAUGUCCAAACAAGAGCUGGAUGACAUCCUCAAGUUUGGCACCGAGGAGCUUUUCAAGGAUGAGAUUGAAGCAGGGGACAAUAAGGACGAAGACAGCAGCAUAAUUCACUACGACAAUGCCGCCAUCGAGCGCCUGUUGGACCGCAGCCAGGACGCCACGGAUGACUCUGACAUGCAGAACAUGAACGAAUAUCUCAGCUCCUUCAAGGUGGCGCAGUAUACUGUCAAAGAGGAUGACAAGAUAGAGGAGAUUGAGAGAGAGAUAAUUAAGCAGGAAGAGAACGUGGAUCCUGAUUACUGGGAGAAACUCUUGAGGCAUCACUAUGAGCAGCAGCAAGAAGAUCUGGCCCGCAAUCUCGGCAAAGGAAAGAGAGUCCGCAAACAGGUCAACUACAAUGACGCAGCCCAGGAGGACCAAGAGUGGCAUGCUGACAUUUCAGAUAACCAAUCAGAAUACUCCGUUGGCUCAGAGGAGGAAGACGAGGACUUUGAUGAGAGACCUGAGGGUCGCAGACAGUCACGCAGACAUCUUAGAAAUGAGAAGGAUAAACCACUGCCCCCUCUGUUGGCCAGAGUGGGGGGCAACAUUGAGGUAUUGGGCUUUAAUAUGCGCCAGAGAAAGGCCUUCUUGAAUGCUGUAAUGAGGUGGGGGAUGCCCGCUCAGGACGCCUUCUCCUGCCAGUGGUUGGUGCGAGACCUUCGCGGCAAGAGCGAGAAAGAGUUCAAGGCGUAUGUGUCGCUCUUCAUGAGGCAUCUAUGUGAGCCGGUGGCUGAUGGUUCGGAGACGUUUGCUGACGGUGUUCCGCGGGAGGGUCUCUGCAGGCAGCCAGUCCUCACGCGUAUAGGGGUCAUGUCUCUGGUCAAGAAGAAGGUGCAAGAAUUUGAUCACAUUAAUGGGAAAUGGAGCAUGCCUGAACUGAAGCCAGAGAUUACUGUGGACUCCAAGAGAUCUUCAAGAGCCUCUUCACCUGCCAUUAAGACAGACACUCCCACACCUGAACCCAGCUGUAACAACACGCCCUGCACCUCCAAACCAGCCACUCCCACUCCACCUGACAAGAUAGAAAAGAGCGGGAAAGAGGGUGAGAAAGACGAGUGCGAGCCCCAGACAGAGCCAGAAAAAGAGAGAGAGAAGGAGAAAAUGAAAGAAGGAAAGGAGGGAGGGAGUGUGGAAAGCACAGAGCAUGGGGGGACCUCCACCACAGUGAAAGAGGGUGAGAAAGAAUCCUCAACCAAUGAUAAAUCCCAGACAUCCGAAGGUCCCACAACAGUUAGUGAUGACUCCAAAACGAAAGAAAACCCUGACAUCCCUCCGUCUUCCCCCAAAGAAAAAAGUGAGAAAGAGAAACGAGAGGAGGAAAGCUCUGAGAAAGAGGCCUUGAAGGAAGAUUCCACGUCUGAUUCCCCAACCGUUAAAGACGAGAGCAGAGAGGCUGUGAAAGAGGAGAAGGGAGAGAAAAGAGACAAGGCUGGUGAAGAGAAGGAGAAGAGUGAGGUGACGGCUCCAACAGAAACAACAGAAAAGAUAGAGAAAACAGAUGGUCAGUCUUCUGAUGUCAAAAAAGAGGAGGUGAAGGGUGAAAAAGAUGCUGGGAAAGAGUUCAGAGGGCCAAGGGAGGAGGUACACAAAGGUAACGGUAAACCCACAGAGCGUCCACGAUUCAUGUUCAACAUUGCAGAUGGAGGCUUCACAGAGUUACACACUCUUUGGCAGAACGAGGAGCGGGCGGCAAUUUCAUCAGGCAAGAUCAAUGAGAUCUGGCACCGGCGACACGACUUCUGGCUGUUGGCAGGCAUUGUGUGUCAUGGCUAUGCACGGUGGCAAGACAUUCAGAACGACCCGCAGUUCGCCAUCGUAAACGAACCAUUCAAAACUCAAGCCAACAAAGGAAACUUCUUAGAGAUGAAGAACAAGUUCCUCGCCAGACGGUUUAAGUUGCUGGAACAGGCUCUAGUGAUAGAGGAGCAAUUGCGUCGGGCUGCAUAUCUCAACAUGACCCAGGACCCCACUCACCCAGCCAUGGCCCUGAAUGCUCGUUUUGCUGAGGUGGAAUGUCUGGCCGAGUCCCACCAGCACCUCAGCAAGGAGUCACUCGCAGGAAACAAACCUGCCAAUGCCGUCUUGCAUAAGGUUCUUAACCAACUGGAGGAGCUUCUGAGUGACAUGAAAGCGGAUGUAACGCGGCUCCCAGCCACACUCUCGAGAGUCCCACCGAUCACAGCCCGUCUGCAGAUGUCAGAGAGAAGCAUCCUCAGCAGACUGGCCAACAAAGGCAACGAGACACUUACAACACCGCCUAUUCCUCCGGGUCCCUACGCCACCCCACAGAACUUCGGCCCACCCUUUACACCUGCACCCUCAGCAGCUCUCACUCUGGCUGGGGCCAACUAUAGCCAGAUGCCCCCUGGCUCCUUCAUAUCAGUGCUGAAUGGACCCCCCAUGUCAGUAAAGAAAGAGAGAGAGGCGGAUCUUCUGAUGGCUCGGAGGGAACAGCGCAGUGGGGAAGUGAUCUGCAUCGAUGACUGAAUUCAGCCCCUCCCAACACACAUAUACAGAUACACACACACACACACACACACACACACACGCUGACUCAAAGGACAUCUGCAUGCAAACGUAAACAACUAUUCCUUUAGAACACACGUAGAUGCAGACGUGCGCCUGCAACCCAACAGAUUGAUGAAUGAAAACAGACUACCCUCAGUAUCACGCCAGCACUUUCACGUCACCUCACGUUACAGCUACUUAUUAUUAUGCAGAGAAGGUGGUUUCCUCCUGAUCACUCACACACACACACAGAUACUGUAUUUCCCUUCCUCUCAUACUAUCUAUCCCAAAUCAACCUCGCAAUUCAAGCAUAUCUGAGCAGUUCAGUCAUACUCGCAUUCAUCCAAAGCCCUGUAAUCUCGCAAGCGCCCCUUGACACAGAUAUGAAGCUGCAUGUAUUUGGAAAAGCAUUCGCCGAGCUUCACUUCACCCGCAGUGAUUUGUUUUCCGACAGCAUGCAUAUCACAGUCCAUGGUUUAGUCAAGCAAAACGCCUGUGCAUUGAGCUGUGCCUACUAGUGCAGUCUUUCAAGAGAACCCUCAUCAUAAGCUAGCGUGACUGUUUCCGAGCCGCCAUGUACUGUAAAACAAGCUUGUAACCGUUGAGGUCUAUUAGCUGCAAGGAGACUUGCUUUCAGGCAUGGUGAUGAUUUGGGUUGGGAGGACCACCUUAAUAUACACGUAAUACAUUUCAAUGAAGAGGAAGAAACUAUUAACAGUAUUCUGGCCGAUUUUUCUCAUGUCGAUCUGGAAAAUAAUUAUAUAUAAAAAAAAUUUAAAAACUUGAGGUUACGUUUUUAACCUUCCACGACAGUAAGGAAGUAAUGUAUUAUUAAGUUCAGUUACAUACAGUAUUGGCUGCAUUAUUGUCUUGAAAUAAAAAAGACGUGUUUGUUAUGAAGUUUAUUUAGCCGUAUAAUGGGAAAUCAAGCAUUGAUAUGUAGAGCUCCCUGCCUUUUUAAGUAUUGACCCUUAAAGUUGUGUUAUGGUGAGGUGAAGAGGGUUCCACUGCUCGAGCCUUGAAAGUUUAAAAAAAUGUAACAUUGGCAAGACACCUUCGUACCUCCCUCAUAAUGUUUAUGAUUGUUACUGAAUCACAUUUGAUGGUCCUACACUUUCCAAACUCCUCUUUCUCUCUCUCUGAUCCCCCAUAACUUCACCAAAUCGCUCACUUUUCCAUGUCUCCGCUGCACUCCUUUCUUUUUUUCACAUUUCUCCUUUUUAUGAGCUCUUUGAUAUUGUUUGCGUAUUUAAGCUCAGUUUCAUUGUGAUCUCCUGUUUUUAAUUUGAAUUGUUAUUACAACUAUGAUUAUUGUUGUUGCUCUUAAUGUUGUCCUUGAUGUUACAAUUGCGAAGCUUCUACCAAAUGAAAAGAAUAAUAAUAAUAAAUAGUUGAAACAUUGAUACAUUGUAUGUUUGGUCCAUGACAUUUCUCAAUAGCGGACCUCUUGUAAUAAUAUUCAACGAAGAGGUUGAAUGAACUUUGGAAUGACUGACAUCAUGACUAUCUAAUAAACAUCGCUGAAUAUCUAGAUUGGGGGCUUGCAAAUAAAUAACCUGUAUGCAGUGGAUCACAUUUGUAACCAUAAAAUUGAAAACAUAAGAAUCCAUAUAUUCAAAUCAGCAAAUUAAAUUCCUUUAGGCAUUUCCGCAAUGUUUCUUUGCGAUCUUUGGCUCCUACAAAUACACAGCCUUGUAAUGUAAUUGCCUUAAAUGGUAAUACAACUGUUAAUAGUUAAUCAGCAGAUGUGAACUCUGUAUAUGGCUGCAGUUGUACUAUCCUUAGCUAGGCCUCAACUGAGUUGAAAUGUUAAGUUAUUUCCCCCUGUCCCCUCCAUAGUUCCUCUGUUGAAACUGAAAUAUUUUACAUUUCAGUGCUUGGUAUUAUUUGGGAGAGUUGUGUCAAAACAAGCACUUUCUGUCCAUUUCUUAUUUCUGCCUUUCAGUAUUGUUUGUUUUCAACAUUUGCAUUUUGUUUGUUUCCUGCUAAGCGUCACAGUGUUUGUUGUGAUUCCAGACAGUCAGUGACAAUGUUGUAAUUGACAUUCGGCACAUUGAACGGAACAUGUUAAUAAUGCAUCUUUCUCUCUUUUGUUUUGUUUGUAAUAAAAUAAAAAUUCAAUUGAA